Piliocolobus tephrosceles (Ugandan red Colobus) is the source of this 546-nucleotide messenger RNA. RefSeq names its product dynein regulatory complex subunit 12 homolog (gene DRC12). The record is from RefSeq and is a predicted model, not a curated record. The coding region runs from base 83 to 478 and encodes 131 amino acids. The transcript is spliced from 5 exons. Lineage: Eukaryota; Metazoa; Chordata; Mammalia; Primates; Cercopithecidae.
CUCUCUGCCACUCCCCACGGGUGGGUCACUCCACAGGGAGCCCCAACACUGGCAGGAGAGGAUCCUACAGGACAGCAAGGAGAUGCCACCUAAAAACAAAGAAAAGGGGAAGAAAUCUGGGGCGCAGAAGAAGAAAAAGAACUGGGGUGCAGAUGUGGAGGCUGAGUCCAGGCACAGGCUGGUGGUGCUGGAGAAGGAGCUGCUCCGAGACCACUUGGAGGCGUGCCAAAGGGAAGCUGCGACUGCCCGGGAAGAGGCUGGACAAGCUCUAAGAGAGCGGGACCAGGCCCUGUCUCAGCUUCGGACCCACGUGGCAGACAUGGAGGCAAAGUAUGAGGAAAUCUUACAGGACAGUCUGGACAGGCUCUUGGCCAAGCUGAGAGCCACCAAGUCGCAGUGGGAUGGGACGGCAUUGAGACUCCAUGCCAGGCACAAGGAGCAGCUACGCCAGUUUGGACUCACCCCCCUGGAUCUUUGAGGCCACCAGCCCCUAGUCUCUAGUGUUCUCUGAGGCGCCAGCAAUAAAGUGUCUUGAUGUAGAACUCA